Messenger RNA from Rosa rugosa (rugosa rose), 774 nucleotides. RefSeq lists its product as uncharacterized. The coding region runs from base 1 to 774 and encodes 257 amino acids. The record is from RefSeq and is a predicted model, not a curated record. Lineage: Eukaryota; Viridiplantae; Streptophyta; Magnoliopsida; Rosales; Rosaceae. The transcript has a single exon.
AUGGCAGAAGGCAUGAACGGGGGUCACUCACCGCUCAUCAACUCGGACUCAACUUUGGUUUUGUUGGGGGAGGCGGGGACUGCAGCGUUCCAGGAUGGGUUUUGGUACAUGGCUGGCAGACUGUUGGCCCCGAAAGCCAAGUUCCCGGGAUUCAAAGGAACGAUUGCUACUAUUUGGCGUAUCAAAUUGGGGCUCACUAUCCAAGAUGCAGGUGAGAGGUUUGUCUUCCAAUUUAACAGUGAAGCGAUGCGUAAUCGCAUCCUACAUGGGGGUCCUUGGGUUUACCGCAACACUAUGUUGGUGGUAGGAGAGUAUGAUGGGCUCAGCCCACUGGAGGAGGUGCCGCUGAAUAUGAUGGAAAUUUGGGUUGCGGUGAAGGGCCUCCCUUUUGGUUUGAGAAACAAGACUGCGCUCGAGUUGGUUGGGGCGUCCAUUGGGACAAUGGUUCGAGUGGAUCAAAAUGCCGUGAAGAGGAAGGAAGAGGAACAGAGAAUCAAGGUUUUGUUCGACGUCCGACGUCGUAUCCGCACAUGGAAGGUGAUCGAGUUCUCUCCUGUGGUGAAACCAGAGCUUUCCUUGAUCUAUGAGAAGGUUAAAGGUUUUUGCCGCGACUGUGGGCUGUUUAUUCAUGAUGCCCUAGGGUGUGAUAGGCAGUUGAUCAAAGAGAAGGAGGAGGUCAAGGCUAUUCCACCGGUGUCUGCUAUGGCAAGUUUGUCAGUUACCUCGGUCAGAGGCUGUUCAUUCGCUCAUCAUCACCGCAUGGUCGAGCUUUAG